This is a messenger RNA of Columba livia (rock pigeon), 2436 nucleotides long. It is a transcript of the gene UBOX5, whose product is annotated as U-box domain containing 5. Lineage: Eukaryota; Metazoa; Chordata; Aves; Columbiformes; Columbidae. The record is from RefSeq and is a predicted model, not a curated record. The transcript has 5 exons. Gene Ontology annotation, biological process: protein polyubiquitination. Gene Ontology annotation, molecular function: ubiquitin protein ligase binding; ubiquitin-ubiquitin ligase activity. Bases 186 to 1796 code for a protein of 536 amino acids. Gene Ontology annotation, cellular component: nucleus.
GCAGCGCCGCCCCCGCAGCGGGUCCGGGGAGCGGCACACGCGAAUGCACCCAGCGCCCCCCGCACGGGGCCUGCGCUGCCCCUACAUGCGUAUAUAUAUAUAAAUAUGUAUAUAUAAUAUAUGUGUAGGUACAGGCACAUGGCUGAAUCCGAUGCUCAGAAAGUGACUUGUCUCCAUCUGCCAAGAUGGUCAUAAACAUCUGUCUGCCGCAGUUCAAGCCAAGAAUUCACUGCAACAAGAUUUCUGCUGAUGGUUACGAAGUGGAGAACCUGAUUUCCGAAGACCUUGCCAGGAGAAAUCGUGGUUUCCGCAGCGAAUACUUCAUCAAACCUCCAGUCCACGUCACCAUCUCUUUUCCCUUCAACAUCGAGAUCUGCAGGAUUAAUAUUGACAUCUCAUCCGGGGGAUACCAAACCUUCUCCGGGCUCGAAGUCUACACCUCUACCUCAUGCAAUAAAAGCUCGUGGCAGAGCCCUGAAGGUCAGUUCUCAGGUCUGGCCGGUCAGCCUGUGUUGGACAAAGACACUUUCACACUGGUGGGCAAAGCUGUCUUAAAAAAUCAAAGCAAAGUGACAUUUGGCCACAGGGGCUUCAAGCCGAGACCUCCCUUCCAUCAGAUGGAAAACGUCUUCUCCUACCCUGGCUCUGUAUCUCAAGACCUCUGGAACAAAGGACCCGCUUCGCUGAGCAACGUGUCGCACUUAAAAAUCUGCAUCACGCACGUGGCCGGGGGCGGCCUGCCCUGCAUUAAGAAGCUGGAGGUGUGGGGACAACCCGCCAAGUCAUGCCCGCAGGAGGUGAUUGAGGGUGUUUAUCAGGUGGCCUCCCAAUUCUUCACCCAGGACAUGGGCAACGUCAAGCCAGAGCUCUGGACGCCGAUGGAGAGCGACUGCGUGCCCUUCAGCGCCAACGACAGCGAGCAGCAGACCCUCCGCAAGCUGGUGGACGUCGUCCAAGACAUCCCUGAAGAAUUUUUGGACCCCAUCACUCUGGAAAUCAUGACUUUCCCCAUGCUCCUGCCCUCCGGGAAGGUGAUCGACCAAACCACCUUGGAAAAAUGCAACAGGAGUGAAGCGUCUUGGGGCAGGGUACCCAGCGAUCCUUUCACGGGGGUGGCUUUCAGCCAGCACUCACAGCCCCUGCCUCACCCCACGCUCAAGGCCAGGAUAGACCAUUUCCUCUUGCAGCACAGCAUCCCUGGCACCAACCUCCUCGGGAGGGCUCAUGCCUCCGAAAUGCUCGUACCUUCUUCCAUGACGAUGUCUUCUCUGAAAAGGAAAAUGGACUGUAUGGAUCAGAGCUCCAUGCAGCCACCUUAUUUUUCUUCUACAAACUUGCUUGUCACGUCUACCUCAGAGAACAGUGCUAAAAAAAUGAAAACAGACAAUGACUCGCAUUUGAUCCACAUGGACUGUUCAACAGAUCUGGUCUCUCACGAACAAAAGCUCUCGGAGAGUUUGGACACGGCCCUGACCUCGGCGCUCAGCUCCAUGCCCUCGUUUACGGCCAAGCUGAUGAAAAGCCAGCAGCAGGCGCAGAGCGAGGGAGGCUGCAGCAGUUCCUGGGGUGCAGGCACCAUCCUCGAGCACAGCAGGAGCGGCCAGACCCAAGGAUGCGCUUCCUGCGGCAAAACCUUCUCCUCCUACUUCAAAACGGAGCCCAUUUACCAGCUCCCCUGCGGUCACCUCAUGUGUCGCCCCUGCUUGGCCGAGAAGCAGAAAUCCCUCUCGUCUGUCCUGUGCGGGAGCUGUAAACGGUCAGCGGCCACGCACGACGUGCGGAGGGUUCACUUCUGACCCCCGAGAACACGGAGCCGCCGCUGUUCCCGGUGUCUGUUUUGAUCUGCAGGACAAAGGCCUCGGAGAGCUUGUCCGUGGUGAUGGAGAGGACUUUGCUCUUCUGCUUGCCGAGUAGUGGGGGGUUAGAGCCAAGCGACCGGAGGAUAAUAAAAGCCAUAGCUUCUUUAACGAGGAAUAUGUAUUUAUACAGAACUGAUUUCCACCUCUCGCGCCCGCCCUGUCCCCGUGGCCCCGUGGUUUAGCAUAGGUGCCUUUCGGACUGUGAGUUUAGCUUCCCCCCUGCCCCCAGUUUAAAAACCCAUUUACGUAUUUGACGAGCAGCCGUUCGGUCGUGGAACCAGGCGAAGGUGCUUGUGCUUGACAAACGUACAAGCUCCCUGACUUCUCCCCUUCCUCGCCCUCCUCCUCGCGGUGCUGCGGGACGUCCCGUUCAUCCCGCAUCGCGACGAGGCACCGAGAGAGCCCGUGGUGAACGUGAGUAACCAGCAGCGACCUCGUCCUGCUCGUGCGAACUCUGCUAGAAAAGCCAUCGCGUCGCACCGAACGUCACUCUCUCGGUUUUAUGUCGUGUGACUGGACCAGCUCCCGUCUGGCUGAUAAAAACAUUUAAGCCUUAAUAAAAUGAUGUUUAAAGUCA